Molecule: messenger RNA, 1008 nt
Organism: Pseudozyma flocculosa PF-1
Lineage: Eukaryota; Fungi; Basidiomycota; Ustilaginomycetes; Ustilaginales; Ustilaginaceae
Exons: 8
Coding region: 1-1008 (335 amino acids)
Molecular function (GO): oxidoreductase activity, acting on the CH-OH group of donors, NAD or NADP as acceptor
Source: RefSeq, a predicted model, not a curated record
AUGUCGUUUUCUACCUUCUCAAAGAGUCUCCCGCCAUCGCUGAGCCUUGCCGGCCGCACCGCCCUCAUCACCGGCGCAUCGUCCGGCAUCGGCCGCCAGACUGCGCUCCAUCUCGCCCGGGUUGGCGCUUCAAUCUUCUGCGCGGACCUCAGACCCGAGCCCAUCGACGACAGACCCGCGCCAAAGGCAGGCGCCACGGAACCGCUCGGCUCGCCCGCUCGUCAGGGCUCCCGCCACGUUCCCACCCACGAGCUCAUCAACCGUCUCGGAGGCAAGGCCGAGUUCCAAAAGCUCGACGUUCGCAAUGAGGUCGACUUCAAGAAGAGCAUGGCGAGUGCCGUCGAGCUCGGCAACGGUCGUUUGGACGUCAUGAUCAACAACGCCGGCAUCACCUCUUUCUCCGGGGGCAUCGAGGGCGAGUCGCUCGACAUCCUCGAUCGCAUGCUAGCGGUCAACGUCAAGGGCCUGUACAUCGGCACACAGCUUGCUAUCCGGCAAAUGAUGAAGCAGGAGCCGCUGGCCUUUCCCGCCGACCUGGAAGAGGACCUGGACGCCAACGAGGAGGAGGACAUCUCCUCGCAGCCUCGGUCGCGCCCUCCCUUUUCCGAGGAGCAAGGUCCGCCCGCCACCGUCGGACGUCUGCCCGGCGACAAGGGCGGGCGCGGCUCGCGGGGCAACAUUGUCAACAUUGCCUCGAUCCACGGCCUCAUUGGCGGGCCCGGCGAGCCAGCCUACUGCGCGUCCAAGGGCGCCGUCAUCAACCUGACGCGCCAGGUGGCGUGCGACUACGCCAAGCACCGCAUCAACGUCAACGCCAUCUGCCCCGGCUACCUCGACACUGCGAUGACGGUCAAUAUCCCCGAGGAGAUCUCCAAACAGCGCCCCACGUACUGGCCCCACCGCGGAUCCGCCCGCGACGUGGCCAAGAGCGUCAUGUACUUUGCCCGCGACGCACCCUGGAGCACGGGCACCAUCCUCGCCCUCGACGGCGGCACCACCGCUCGUUGA